Molecule: messenger RNA, 4399 nt
Organism: Helianthus annuus (common sunflower)
Lineage: Eukaryota; Viridiplantae; Streptophyta; Magnoliopsida; Asterales; Asteraceae
Exons: 7
Coding region: 308-4399 (1363 amino acids)
Source: RefSeq, a predicted model, not a curated record
CGACCAGACAGUCAAACCUAGUACCAUGUCAAAUCAGUCUUAAAUAGGGUGCGUAUUGAUCAAUACGCAGCGUAUUGACAGACUGAUUUGACCUGAUACGAUGUUGUCCAGGGCACGUGAAUAAAGUAAUACGGUGAGUAGGGAUCAAUACGCUGCGUAUUGACAUGCCAGAUGAAAGUCUAUUUAUCCCUCCAUUCAUGUCUGUUACCCAUCAUCCGACAUAUACUUUGCUUUCCUUUUCAUAUACUUUGCUUUCCUUCAUCUUCUUCUUAAGUAAAUUGUUUGUUUUUUGUUCAACCUUGUUAAAAUGUCAUCAUUUUGGAAGGAUAAUUAUUUCGGUAAUCGCUAUUCUAACGACACAUGGGGAUCAAAUGCUGCCAAUGAGGAGGAGGAGGUUGUGUCUGGAGUCCCUGUUGAUCAAGAAACACAGUUGCCAGACUUGAACAAGACUCCCACUCCACCUGUUGAUGAACCAAAUUACCCGGUGCAUCAAGUGUGUCCAGAUUACGGAUACGGGUAUGAAUCUCCGUACGUGCAACAAAGUGGAUACGGUGCUGAGAAUGCACCUGUUGAUGAACCAAAUUAUCCGGUGCAUCAAGUGUGUCCAGAUUACGGAUACGGGUAUGAAUCUCCGUACGUGCAACAAAGUGGAUACGGUGCUGAGAAUGCACCUGUUGAUGAACCAUAUUACCCGUCGCAGCCAUCGUAUCCGGGUUAUGGGGUAUACGGGGACGAAGGUGGAUACGGAAGUUACAGUGGAUACGGUGGUGAUGGUGGAUACGGGGGUGAAGGUGGUUACAGUGGAUAUGGGGGCUACAGUGUAUACGACAGUGUAUACGAUAGAUAUAGGGAUGAAGUUGGAUAUGGUUAUGAGUCCCGUAACACAUCACUUUAUGAACCAUCUACCCCGAGCAAUCCAUUUCAAGUAAAUGAGCGUUUCAUGUCUCUAACUGAUUUGAAGAAUUGGGUACAAGAAACGGGAAAGGAUAAUGGUUACGUAAUUGUUACCCGCCGAUCAAAAAAUAUUGGCGGUACUACUGGGAUGGUAUGGCUUGUGUGCGACCGUAGUGGUGAACACCGUAGUAAAGCAACAGUUAGGAAAGCUGGUAGCAAAAAAAUCGGCUGCCCGUUUUCAUUACUCGCCAUCCGGGACGUGACGAACGACACGUGGGAGUUAAAAGUGGACUGUGCGAACCAUAACCACGAACCUACGACGAGUCUGUUGGGCCACGCUUUUGUGCGAAGAUUCACUAAAGCCGAAUACAAGCUAGUGGAGCAGCUAACUGCUCAAAACAUGGAGCCACGUAUCAUAUUUCAAACCCUAAGAAAGCAGUUCCCCGACAGCCUGCACGUUCAGAAAGACGUGCAAAAUGCGGUACAAAAAAUUAGAGCGACAAUAAUGGACGGAAAGAAUCCUAUUCAGGCACUGGAAAGCCUGCUGCAUGACCGCCGAUUCAUUUACGACACCCGACAAGAUCCCAAAACAGAUGUCGUAACAGAGAUUUUCUUUGUUCAUCCUUAUUCAAUCACUAUGUGGCGUGCAUUCCCGCACGUGAUGUUGAUCGACGCGACCUACAAAACAAACCUCUACAACAUGCCAUUUGUCCAGGUUGUGGGUAUGACGUCGACUGGGAAGUCUUUUUGUAUCGCACAUGCCGUUAUUUGUAAGGAACGAAGGGGUAACUACGUGUGGGUGCUUGAGCGGAUCAAGUCAAUAUUGCAUGAAUGUAUGAUGCCGCGUGUGAUAGUCACGGAUAGGGAGCUUGCCCUGAUAAACGCGUGUUCUAAAGUAUUCCCGAACGCAAAAAGGCUUCUAUGCCACUUUCACAUCCAACAAAAUAUAGCUAGAAAGUGCAAGGAAGGGUUCGAUAAAGAAGAUUGGGGGAAAUUUAUGUCGUACUGGCGGACAUUGUGCGAAUCUUCAUCAGAGCCCAUGUACAAGUACAACUUGGAGAAAAUGUAUAACCGACUCGUGGUUGCCAACCGAGAAAGUGUCUAUGAUUACGUCUACGAAAACUGGCUCAAAGACUAUAAAGAAAUGUUCGUUUAUGCGUGGACCGAUAAGUGUCGCAACUUUGGUCAGCGCACCACCAACAGAGUUGAGAGCCAGCACGCAAAUUUAAAAAGAUACAUUACGCGCGGGAGUUCAUUGGAGCGAAUAGCAAGAUGCAUCAUUGAUAUAGUUGAAACUCAGUAUGAUGAAAUACAAAAAAGUUUCACUGAGAGCAUCGAAAAAACGAUGAACCACCAUAGACACCGAAUGUUGGACAACCUACGUGGAAAGGUUUCCCAUGAAGCACUUGAUUUGCUGGAAAAAGAGCUACUGAGGAAGAUGGAUGUGUUGCGGAAACUUAACGCAUCAUGUGGUUGCCAUAUGUGGCUUAGCAAAGGAUUGCCGUGUGCUUGUAGACUGGAAAACUACAACCGUACAGGGCGUAUAAUACAACUCGACGAGAUAGAUGUAUUCUGGCGCAAGCUUGACUUGCUCCCUUGUAAACUGGUAGACGAGGAGGUCGAUAUUGUAGCAGAGCUCAAUAAUGUGCGGCAACAUUUAGAGGCGCAGUCCCCCGUUCAACAAAAGAGUAUGCUUUCAAAGAUAAAAGCGGUUUUCACCCCAAAAUCGUCAACCAAGAAACCACCGAUCGUCCAGCAAAACACUCGCGGUCGGCCUACAUCAAAGAAAGUACAAGAAAGGCUAGAUGAAGCUGCGAGGUUAGACCAAGCUGCGAGAUACAGCUCCUAUGGCGAUGACAGCAACGUAAUUACCGCUUCCCCCAAGCAUAAGUACGAUUUACCCCGACACAGCUCAUACGUACCGUCAGAGGGCUCUCGUCGAACUGGUUCGUUUGUGAAGUCUGAAAAACCUAAAAUGCAACCAAACAGUUCAACAAGUUCUAAAAAGAAGGAGACGAGGGAUGAUAAGGUUUUUCCAUUAAUAAAAGGGGACGAGCACUUGUUAUGCAUUAAGAGGUUUAAGAAUCAAAUUCCAUCAGAGUUUCGCUCUUACAUAUCGCGUAUACAAGAUGUGACCCCAGACGGUCAUUGUGGGUACAGGUCUGUGGCUGUCGGGUUAGGUUUUACGGAACACGCAUGGCCCAAUAUUCGUAGAGAUUUACUACUGGAGAUUGACCAUAACAAACCGCGUUGGAAGCAUGUAUUCGAAACAUAUAACGAAGGAGACUUUAAACGAAUACGUAAGAGCAUCGAAUGGCAUUCAGUGAAAGGGUGCGAUGAAAGUCACUGGAUGGAAAUGCCCCACGUAGGGCUUCUCAUAGCGCAAAGGUAUAAUAUUGUCCUCCACGUGCUAAGCAUUGAAUGGAGCUCUACCAUCUUCCCAUUAACGGAUGCCCCACUAGAUCCACGACCUCAAGCGAUAACGCUUGUACAUGUUCACGGGGGACACUUCAUACAUGCUAAGUUGGAAGGAGACUACCCCAUGCCUUUAGUGAACCCGAUGUGGUCGGCACAUCGAUCAAUAGCUGCGAAACGGUGGGAAGAAAUAAAAAUGGAGGAAAUGGAUUACGAAGAAGAUAUUCCGGAGCAGCCGCAGCGGAAACGGCGGGCGCGUCCACCGCCAGAUCCUCUAGAGAAUCACCCGUAUUUGGAGUUUCCUCAGGAGUCCGAGGCUGCGCUCCGUUGCGAGAAGCUUCGGAAGAUGCAUAUUGGUGAACAUUUUGCGGUUUCGUGGAAAACCCUCCGGAAGCUUGAGGUUGAAGAUUGGGUGCGUAAGUUUGUUCCCGUUGAUUCACCGUGGGAUCGUCUGUUUGAGCUAUCGUUUACGCCGACCUACAGGGAGAUACUAGUCGAGUUUCUGUCGUCGUUCGAGUUUCAUCCUCGUCGGCCAAAUGAGGUUGUGGACCCCGCGCAGCCCCCUCCCCCGCCCGAGGUUUCUUUUCGCAUGGCUGGCCAGGCGCGCGAAAUGUCACUUGCACAGUUUGCGGUGCAUAGCGGUUUGUAUACGGAGGCUGAGAUUGCUACGGAUCUUUAUACGAAGGGGCUCGUAAUGAUUGAUAAACCCACGCUAUUAGGGUUUUGGGAUCUGAUCGCGGACAUCCGUCAGUGGGACCACUACCAAUCCAAGGGGAGGAGUACGCUGAUUGAGGAUCCGCUCUUCAGGUAUUUGCACAAGAUGAUUUCCACUUCGAUCACUGCUCGAAACAAAAGCCGGGAGUGGUGUACGAGUGGUGACUUAUUCUUUUUGUAUUGCCUCUUAUACAAGAGGCCGUGCGCUCUCGCCUACGGGUUGGCGCAGUAUUUCGCCUCCGCGCAUCAUCGACAGGAGCGCGGAAUACUAUUCGGCGGCGCUUACGUGACCAAGAUAGCCCAUUCGUUGGGCUAUCAUCCGGAGAAUGACCGCGGCCGUGUAGGCCCGGCGGCACAGCCAAAGCGGAUGGGAUGA